AACGUUUCUACUGCAGUGUAAAUUUUUCUGUCUUUAUUUUUUGAUGUGUUUAUAAGUUAUUUUUGAGUUUUUUGUUAUCAUGAUGGAGGGAUCGUUGAGUAAAUGGACAAAUGUUAUGAAAGGGUGGCAGUACCGCUGGUUCGUGCUGGACGAAAACGCUGGCUUGCUGUCCUAUUAUACUUCCAAAGAGAAAAUGACGCGUGGCGUGAGAAGGGGCUGCGUCCGUCUUCGAGCUGCAGUGAUCGGCAUCGACGAUGAGGACGAUUCCACGUUCACCAUCACCGUCGACCACAAGACUUUCCACUUUCAGGCGCGAGACGGUUCAGAGCGGGAGCGCUGGGUGCGUGCUCUCGAAGACACCAUCGUCCGGCACGGCAGACGGGAGCGAUGGUCGCGCUGCGUGCCAGCUCCGGCUCAUCGACACGGCGACCUUGAGAGGCGCAUCUCAGAGGCGGACGCGUACCUGCAGAUCAUGAUAGAACUUGUUUCUAAAAUGACCACAAGGGUGUCUGAGCUGGCUGAACCACAAGAUAAGAAUAAAGGGCAAGUCAUAUUAGAUCACUCUAACGUUAUGUUGGAUAAUAUAAAACAUUCCAUAGUGCUUCUCCAAAUUGCUAAGAACACCGUGAACCCGGUCAACGGUGUGUAUCAGGGACCGACAACCCUCUCGCAAUCACAUAUCAAAGAAGAUCUAUCGUCCCGCGUCGAACUCGGGUCGGAGUGUCGAGAACUAUCGACUCCCACACACCCCAUAACGCCUCUCGAACAUAUCGAUGCACCUAGACAAGCGAUGACCCUGCUAGUGCCGGACACGUCAUACUCGUCGUCAGAGGGCGAGGACGAUUUCUACGACGCGGACGACGAGCUCGUUGACACCGUUACGCCGGGACCGAGUGCAAGCCGCACGUGCGGGGCGGAGGGCGCGUCGGAGCAAGAGCCGUCGUCGCCCGCCGCCGUCGACCUGCCCCGGACCCGAGAUGGAGAGAUUGACUACGACGCCCUGUACGAGGAUGACUCUGACAGUGACUUGGGCUCUAUGGAGAAUCACGGCUCAGUCGUCACGCACCUCCUGUCCCAAGUUAAAAUUGGAAUGGAUCUCACAAAGGUCGUGCUACCGACAUUCAUCCUGGAGAGGCGAUCGCUUCUCGAGAUGUAUGCGGACUCUUUCGCCCACCCCGACCAAUUUAUCAAGAUAGUAGAUCAACCGACGCCUCGCGACAGAAUGGUGCAAGUGGUGAGAUGGUAUCUCAGCUCGUACCACGCCGGCCGCAAGUCGCAGGUGGCGAAGAAACCUUACAAUCCCAUAUUGGGUGAAGUUUUCCGCUGCCACUGGGACCAAGAAGGCGAGCCGCUUGAAAACAACACAUGCAAGCAAGAAGUAGGCGACGGUCCCGUGCCCUGGUGCUCGCCCGACCAGCUCUCGUUCGUGGCGGAGCAAGUGUCUCACCACCCGCCCAUCUCCGCCUUCUACGCGGAGCACGUGAACAAGCGUAUACAGUUCGACGCGUGGGUGUGGACCAAGAGCAAGUUCCUCGGACUCUCCAUCGGCGUGCACAACAUCGGCCGGGGACUCGUCACGCUGCUAGAUGUGGGAGAGGAAUACUCCCUUACAUUUCCCAACGGAUACGGCAGGUCAAUACUAACGGUUCCGUGGAUAGAGCUCGGCGGAUCUGUAUGUAUAGAAUGUAUACAAACGGGACACAAAGCGAACGUGGAGUUCCUCACGAAACCGUUCUACGGCGGUAAGAAGCAUCGCGUGACGUGCGAAAUAUUCGCCGGCAAUGACAAGAAACCGUAUUACGCGGCGCAAGGAGAGUGGAAUACGAGAAUGGAGGGCCGGUGGACGGAGUCUGGGCGCAGCGAAGUGCUCUUCGACGUGACGAGUAUGAAGCCGCGGCGCAAGCGGGUGGCGCCCGUGUCCCGCCAGGGCGCCAACGAGUCGCGGCGCGUGUGGCGCCACGUGACCGCCGCGCUGCGGGCCGCCGACACCGACGCCGCCACCAGCGCCAAGCGGAGACUAGAACAGACCCAGCGGGACGCGGCCAAGAAACGCGUCGACACCGGCGACCGCUGGAUCACGCAGCUAUUCAGCCCGAAAGGCGAAGAGGGCUGGGAAUACAACACUCCGCUCAACAAGCGUACAGAGCCCCCGAGCGACACGACGGCACCAUGCAAAGCCACAGAAGUGGAGACCAGAUAAUGGCCUCACCAGUUUACAUGAACUUUGUAAGCGUUAAAACCUACUGCGGAGCAUUAAAUGUUGAAUAUCAGUCUUGCAAUAAAAUUGGGAUAGUCAGUUUAGACUACGCGCGAUCUUAGGCUUUAGAGUUUACUUUUACUUCGCCCAGACUUGAGACACAGUUGUUGUUGACAACUCUAGCUAAGCCCCGCAGUUUAACCCGCGGUAACUACGUGCCGUAACGUAAAUAUUGGCGACGCAUCAUCGUGCAUAACGUAUUUUAAUUUUUCAUUAAAUCAUAAACCAUACAACGUGUCACAGAAUUACGAAAUAAUAAUGAAGGAUGCGUAAGUAUAUCUCAUAAGGAUAACCCUGUAGAAAUAUUAAAUCAUAAGAAGCAUAUUUAUUUUUCCAAACAA
Molecule: messenger RNA, 2598 nt
Organism: Pararge aegeria (speckled wood butterfly)
Lineage: Eukaryota; Metazoa; Arthropoda; Insecta; Lepidoptera; Nymphalidae
Product: oxysterol-binding protein-related protein 9
Exons: 16
Coding region: 80-2200 (706 amino acids)
Cellular component (GO): intracellular membrane-bounded organelle; cytosol; membrane
Molecular function (GO): sterol binding
Source: RefSeq, a predicted model, not a curated record